Gryllus bimaculatus (two-spotted cricket) is the source of this 2859-nucleotide messenger RNA. The record is from the annotation of a GenBank genome assembly. NCBI's taxonomy places the organism in Eukaryota, Metazoa, Arthropoda, Insecta, Orthoptera, Gryllidae.
UAGAACGCGCUACUGAGUGAAGUUGUGAUUGUUGUGGAUUGCCAUUUGCUGUACGCACGUGUUAUGCUGUGUCCGGACGUUCUUUCUGAGUGAGGACUGGAGGAGACUGGUCAGGCAGUGCAGGCUUCAUCACUCGGAAAUCAUCGGUGUUCUGUGUGGCGACUGCUGUGGACGUGGAAACCUUGACUUUAAUUUCUCAAAAUAGUGUGUACUUACUCCCGAAACUCUUAUUUGGUCUAUGGCUAAUCGGUUAUAAUCCAAAAUACUGAUGAGAAACGGAUGGUAAAGCUCAAUAACAUGGCAUUUCAACCACCCAGUGCUCGUCAAGAAUUGGCCAAUCGUAAAAUUCUAGAGGAACUUCAACUAAAGAAGCAGCUUUUGUUGAAGCAAGGGGUGGCUCCAACUCUGAAUUCAGCCAUGAGUCCUGGAAUUUCAUCAACUGGUGCUAAUGCAUCUGCCAUUGCUCCUGACACUCAUGUUAUGUCUUCAUCACAGAAAGCUUUACAGCAUGCUCACAGUCAGUCAUUUGGCUCAUUUGUUGCUCAGGAUUCUCUUUUUGGCAACUUGAUUCUGCCAGUUCUACCAAGAUUUGAUAACAAGCCGCAGUAAGUCUACAUUUAAAUAGUAGAUUUAAUGGUGUUUUCUGAUUAUAUUGAUUCAUACUUGUUGAAGACCAGUGAUGCAGUUGUAGAAUGAUUUGCAUAUGCAUAUAUCCUUCUACAUUGUUGGGACAUAUUUUAUGAAGUGAAAAUAUCUUCACUCUUGCAAAUACUCUGCUAAGUUGUCAUUAUUGAGUAAAUUUUAUGUUCGCCAUGGCAUUGUUUAAGCCAAAAGCAUUGGAGUGCCAACUUCAAAAUGUUAAAGGCUUUGAGAAACCAAAGGUGAAAUUGGAACAAUAUGUUACUUCACCUCAUAUUGCAGCUCAUAUGUUACAUACCAUCCAGUCUACAUUUGAUGAUAUAGAAGGUAAAUUUGUUGCGGACUUGGGCUGUGGAUGUGGGGUUCUAACAAUUGGUGCAGCUCUUCUGGGUGCAGCACAGUGUGUAGCAUUUGACAUUGAUCCUGAUGCAUUAGAAAUGUUUACUCUCAAUGUUAAUGAAUUCGAUAUUUGUAAUAUUGACACAGUGUUGUGUGAUGUUCGAUUCAUUCCUGUAUCUUGGAAAAAGACAUUUGACACUGUAAUAAUGAAUCCACCGUUUGGAACCAAACAUCAACAAGGUAUUGAUCUGCAAUUUCUGCAUGUCGCUUUAAACUUGGCUGGCAAAUCUGUAUAUUCAUUGCAUAAAACUUCAACACGAAAAUAUGUUAUGCAAAAAGCAGAAAGCUGGGGAGCAAAACCAAAAGUUCUUGCAGAGUUACGUUAUGAUCUUCCUGCUACAUAUAAAUUUCAUAGAAAACACUCUGUUGAUAUUGAUGUAGAUCUAAUUAGGUUUAAUCUUGAGUAGCAAAUAAUUGCUUGUGCUACAAAGAGAAUAUGUUUCUUUGUAAAUGUGAAUAAUGAAAAUUCUUCUUAAUUAAAAAACAAUCAAUGAUUGUCUCUGAUAUUUUUGUUGUAGGAAAGUGGUAUCCUCAGGAUAUUUAAAGACAAUAGACCACUUGUAUAUCUGAAUAUACAGCAUAGUCUUAUGUUGAACUGUUGCUGCUGUGAAUUGUUUAAUUUGUCCUAGAAUAUAUGCUGGAGAUUAAGGGUUUCACAAUACUAAGGAAAAAUCUGUAAGCACAUUGUUUUAGAAAGUUCAGCUCUUUCUGGUAGGUCAUUCUACUGUUAUGUACACCUUGUCUGUAUGGCAAAGCUCCGAAAUCAUCCCUAGACACAGCAUCAAAACUUACCAACUGCCAGUGUUUGCUUCAAUCUCAAUGUAUUUGAUUGUGUUGUGCUUUAACAGCUAUGAAUGACUCCUAACUGGUUUGUUUCUGUAAUUCUUUAACCUCCAGUUCUCAGGCCACUAUCAAGUCUUCCUCCUUGUGGAGUUCAUCAGGCGAAGAAUAUGUUGUAGGGUGGAGCAGUACAACAAUGGCAAAUCUGAAGCACUGGAGAACACUCCUGCUACUGUGUGUGUUUCUUCAGGGAAACCACAGCAACAGCAUUCAACGGCCCCGAUACAUCGAUUGCCAGGAUAGUAAUGAAUGUGCUGGUGGAUCUUGUUGUGAAUGGGUCGUUUCAGCAUUCCAACAUGUAAAACACAUCAGGAACAGAAUGAACCUUGCCAUGCUGGUCAGACUCAGCCUGUGAACACAACAGUCAUCUACUUGGAUGGAGCAGUAGUUGAUUACACCAAUGUUUUUGUCCAAUACUGUCACUGUGCUGUUGGAUUAGCAUGUGAUGAACUAACAUCAACAUGUCAGGAUCCAUUAUCAAAUCCAAACUUCAACUUUUUGAACUGAAUUUAAGUAGACUUAGCAGAAAAUUGUAGAAAUUAUUUGGUAAAGUAAAUUUGUUUGGUCAUAAAUUCUGUAUGAAAACUGAUGCAUUGUUCUAACAUUCAUAUAAUCUUAUAUAUGCUUUUCUUCUGAUAUUAUACAGAGUUAUAUUAUUGAUGUGUUGUACAGUGUCAUACCCCAGAUACAUUUAUGAUUUCUACACAGUGAAAAAACAAAAACUCUUAAAAAUGUUUAUUAAGUGGUUUAUAUUUUAUUUCAUUUACAGUUUAUAAUAUUUAUUUCACAGCAUCUUUAAAAUAACUGUUUCAGAAUAAUAAUCUGUGUAUGUUCUUUUUUUUAUUUUAUUUUCAAUUUACAUGCAAAAAGAAAAAUAAAGCAAAGACAGAAUAUACAUGAAGACACUUUUUCACCAUUGUAUUAUUGUGUUCGAAAUAAUAUUACAGCUUUGUAAAACAAAAAUGCUGAAACAAAUAAAGU